UGGAGUAAAAUAAUGAACAUCAUCUUUAUUAGCAGUCUUUAAACAGUUCUCGUUGUCGAGAGUGCAAGAGUACCCUACCAGUUCCGGCUCUCCAUCCUCCCAUCAUCUUGCACUUCGAGAAUCAAAAGAUGGCCAUGAUCGUGGAUGCCUUCGUCUCCAGAUUGUGUGAGAUGCUAUUAACCUAUGCGAAGGAAGAGGCUGCCAAAAUUUUGGGUGUGCCUGAUGAAAUCAAGAAGCUCCAUAGGAAGCUGGAGAGGAUGCAGGAUGUUCUUGUUGAUGCAGAGAAUAGACGCUUCGACAACCAAAGCAUCAACCGCUGGCUCAACGAGUUGCGAGAUCUCAUGUAUGAUGCAGAUGACAUCAUUGAUGAAUGCCGAAUCAAGGGUGAGAAGCUUCUUAGCUCAAACUCAUCCUCAUCUCGUUAUGCUGAGUCGGUACGUUGUUGCUUCCCUCCCAUUGCUUGCUUGCACAAAGUUGGAUUCCGUCAUAAGAUUGGCAAAAGAAUUAGGGAUCUCAUCCUUAGGCUUGAUGAAAUUGCCAAGGACAAAAUCGACCUCCAUCUUACACCUGCUCCUCGUGAUGACCACUAUAAGAGUAGAAUUAGCCCCAAAACAUCUCCUGUACUUGUUGAGCCUGAUCUUGUGGGAGAAAAAAUUGGGGAUGAUACAAAGAGUUUGGUGGACUUGUUGACAAAAGAAUAUAAGAAAAAAAUUCCAAUCUUUGCUAUUGUCGGCAUGGGUGGGAUAGGUAAAACUACUCUUGCUCAAAAAAUUUAUAAUGAUGAAAAGCUUCGGGACAACUUCAACCAAAUGCCACGGAUUUGGUUGUGCGUGUCCCAAGAGUUCUCAGAGUCCGAUUUACUGAGAUCCAUCGUACAACAAGCUGGUGGUGAUCGUGGACAUGCUAAAGAGAAGGAAGUGCUUGAACCCAUGCUUAGCGAAUCACUUAGGAACAAAAAAUUCUUUGCAAUCUUGGAUGAUGUUUGGGAUGCACAAGUAUGGGAUAAGCUAUUGAGAAAUCCUUUGCAGAGUGGUCUGGCAGAUAGUAAAAUUUUGAUAACAACUAGAAACAUAAACAUUGCAAAACAGAUGGGUGCAAUAUACAGUCACAUGGUGGAGAAGUUGUCUCGAGAGGAUGGUUGGUCAUUAAUUUGUAAGAUGGUGUUUGAGGAAGACGAGGGAGGAGAUAUGCACGACUUAAGUGAUAUAGGGAUGAAAAUUGUAGAGAAAUGUGAUGGCCUUCCCCUUGCUCUUAGGACGAUUGGAGGGGUACUUCGAACCAAGGCAAAAAGGCAAUCGGAAUGGGAGGAGGUCCUUUCUAGCUCUGCAUGGUCUUUUACUAAGCUUCCGGAUGGGGUGAUGGGUGCAUUGUACUUGAGCUAUCUGCAUUUACCACCUCCUCUCAAGCAGUGCUUCACUUGCUUUUCAUUAUUUCCCGAGGACUACCUAAUUCAUCGAAAUAAUUUUCUUAAUAGUUGUACUGCAGAGGGCUUUGUAACAUCCGAAGACAAUACGCCCUUGGAAGAUGUGGCAGAAGGAUAUUGGAAGGAGUUGGUACAAAGGAACCUCCUACAGCCGGAUCCUCGUUGGUAUGAUCAAUCAGUUUGCAGGAUGCAUGACCUCCUGCGAUCUCUAGCUCAGCAUAUCGCAGGGGAUGGUGCUUCAUCGGAGAUGCACGAGCAUUUGAAAACAAGAUCAUGUCCUCCUCCUCCUCACCAGCAUCGAUAAUUACGCCGUUUAUCGAUUGUAGAUGAAAAAUUAGUAACCAUACCAGACUUUAUAAUGAAACAGACAUCCUUGAGAACCUUGUCAUUCUUUUAUUCCCCACUUAUUCGGGAUCUUCCAGAAGAUCUCUUCAAAAAGCUGAGGAGUUUAAGGGUCCUGAACUUAAGUGAAACUGCAAUUUGCAAUCUCCCAACUUCCUUGGGACAUCUUGUGCACCUUAGACGUCUUGAUCUCCGUGCGACUCCAAUAAGAGAGAUACCAGAGAGCAUAGGAAAUCUUAGAAAUCUCCAAUUCCUGCUCCUCCCGUAUUGUAAAUAUUUGCACAACCUCCCUAAUGGUGUCGUGGGGUUAAUCAAUCUAAGGAUUCUAGACGUCGGGGGUGCACCACUUGAUGGUCUCCCUAUGGGAAUAGGGAGACUGAAACAACUAAGUAAAUUAUUGGGAUUUGUGGUGAGUGGUAGUGAGGGCUGCAAAUCUAGAGUGGGAGAAGAUGAUAGGGAGCAGGAGCAAGAGCACAAGGGACAUCAACAUGGGAGAUUCUGCAACUUGAAGGAGUUGAAAUCCCUCUCCCAGCUCCGAACUUUGGCAAUAGUAAACUUGGAGAGGGUAUCAGACAAGGCUGAAGCAAAAGUCGCUGCACUUCAAGCCAAGCCCCAUCUUAUCAGCCUAGAAUUGUAUUGCACGCUACCGAGCAGAUCUUCUGAUGUGCAGCAGCCUCGUGCAAAUGAUUACGACGAGGAAGAUAUCAAGAGUAUAGGGGAGGUCUUCGAGGAACUCUGCCCACCGCCAUGCCUUCAAGAGCUUGAAAUCAAUGGCUACUUCGGCCGAGAGUUUCCCAGCUGGAUGAUGACACCCUCCUCGUCAUCACUCCGCAACCUACGAAGGCUGGAUCUGCAGGAUUUUGCUCUAUGCCAACAACUUCCAUCCUUGGGAAUGCUGCCCCAACUAGAUUUCCUCUGGAUUUCAGGUGCUUCUGAAGUCACGAGCAUCGGGCCUGAAUUCUUAGUGCUGGUGGGUGGUAGUGCUGGUGCAAGAGGACGGAAUGGAGGAAAAACAGAUUCUUGCUUCUCCUCCUACUUUCCCAAACUAGAGAAACUUGGAUUUGAAGACAUGACUAAUUGGGAAGAAUGGUGGUGGCGGUUGGAGGAGGAGGACAACCAGACAACACCGUUGCUACCUUCUCUUAAGGAAUUACAUAUUUAUAAUUGUCCGAAGUUGAGGUCUCUUCCAGAGAGCCUCCUCUGUCAUGCCACCGCACUGAAGGAGUUACGAAUUAUAAGGGCCCACAGCCUGAGAGAAAUACAAAACCUCCCCUCUCUUACAGAAUUGAUCUUGGAUAGCAACUCAAGUUUGGAGAGAGCGUCCAACUUUCCCAGGCUCAAACACUUAGACGUUUCUGAUUGUGAGGAAUUGAAGGUUGUGGAGGGUGUGAAUGCCGUGGAGCACAUACAGCUUCAUGAUCGAGAAGCAAUCUCUCUCCCAGAGUGGUUAGUAGGUGCUGGUGAAGAGCAACCAUGCUUCCCUUCCCUCCACAAGUUGACUCUCUCCAACAAAAUCUGUCGCCGAGGGCUGCCCGAUUGGCCUUCAAUCCGAUGAAACAACACCCAUCUCAUGUUGAAGCAAUCAGCAAGUAUAGGCCAACGACAGUCAACCGUACAAGAAAAAGCUGCUUCAGCAAGCGAGGGAUGGAAGUUAUACUACUCGGCAACUAUUUGAUAUUCUACAUCAUUCUCGUCCUUUCAGGACUUGGACCCAAGGACUACAGUAAGAAAGAAGAAAAGUCUGGGACCGGAUGAUAUGCAGAGCAAUUCCUUACAUUAAUUGGCUACUGCCCAACAGGUCAGCUGAAAUCCCAUGUUUAUAGAAGCUUCUCUCCAAUUGUAUUGGUAGCUGUUAUUCUAGCAACAGCGAAUUACAGAAUCUAUGAGAAAGGAUCGAUGACCCCAUGGUGAUGGUGUUCCAAACUUCAUUACUUCACCUGCUUGGCCAUAAAAAGUUUGCAUCAUGGACAAAAUCUCAUGAGAUCAUUGUAUCAUACUUGGGAGUAUCAGACAUUGGAAAGAUGUGAAUGAAAGUAUGGAGUCUGCGAGCAAGUACAUUAACGAAUUCUGGGCACAUUUGUUUUGGGGAUUUGACUGCGGAAAUCAUGUUCGACGUAUUAUUACGACAUUUGGAUGGACAAGGAUUAGAAAGAAAUAACAUUUUUUUAGAAUGUAUUUGCAUGAAUGCAUGAGCAGAUGGAUUCAUGAAUACAUAAACCAUAUUUUGUAGUUUGAUUUGAGAGCAUGUAACAGCAGAAUUCUCUCAAUUCCUUCAAGCAUUCCACAAUAUUUUUCUAAAGCAAAUUAGUAUUCGAAAACAUCUGAUAGAGAAAACAUGUUGUAUGUCUAUGAUCUAUUGAAAAAUUCUUUUGAUGCAUCUAUCAAUGUGACCAUAUGAAAACCGUCAGACCUGAUAA
This is a messenger RNA of Phoenix dactylifera (date palm), 4182 nucleotides long. NCBI's taxonomy places the organism in Eukaryota, Viridiplantae, Streptophyta, Magnoliopsida, Arecales, Arecaceae. The record is from RefSeq and is a predicted model, not a curated record.